AUGAACAUCACCAUUCCUAAGCUCAGGCAUAUCCGGGAAAAGUCGACUAUCAUCAGACGCAACCGUACUCCCUACAGAGACGACUACUGGAAGGGUAUUCGAGUGAAGUUCUUCGUACAAACAGCUGUAGGAGGAGUUGCUAUGAUAGUACUGUUCUUGGUCUGCUGCUCCUACCUCUACGGCACAUUGUACAGAUCAAGCUUCAGACAUAAAAACAUGCAUGUACUUGCUGUAGAAUACGACGAAGACCUUAUCUCCCGGGCCCUCCGCCGCUUACGCAGGGCUGCAGGGACCAACCUUUCCCACGAUCUACUUCAUUCGCCAGACGACUAUCCAACUCCAGAGGGUAUAUACGCUAGCGUUCGACGAGGGAAGUACUGGGGUGCCGUAUAUACCACAGAAAAUGCCUCUUAUCGGCUAGAGGUAGCCUUCCAAGGGGGCCCAGUCGCCAGCUCUUACGAUCCCAGCAAAGCGUUAUCUUAUAUAUGGAAUCAAGAGUACUACACGACUUUCGCACAAUCUGCGAUUCAAACAAGUCUCCAGAAGCUUGUGGUAGCUGUCGGGACCGCAUACAUGAAGAUCAACGGAACCAAGGCUUUCCCAUUCGCAACGACAGAGGACAUCAACCCAGACUCGAAAAGCGCCAGUGUUCUUUUCACCACCGUCUCGAUGGCCAUGCCUCCCCUCCAACAAUCCUUCUUCCUGCUGGUCUUGAACGGGGUCUGUCGUCAACAUCAAAUCUACAGCAAAAUGACCAUCCGGUCCAGCACCAUAAUCCGCCGACUCGCUGGCAUCAUAUACACCUUAGGCGCCUCUCUAUGUCAAUCCGGUUACUAUUGGGCCUCCCGAGAAACCUGGGAAGUCAACGGCGUCCAAUUAGUCCUUACAUGGAUGACUCUUUGGCUGUUAAUGCAUGUCCACCUCAACAUCCUAGACGCUCCGCUUGAGCUCCAGCCGGGGUUCUACCACUGGGGUAUCUGUUUGUCAAGCCAGAAUAGUUAUCUGGUUUUGGUUACUGUCUGGACCGGCGGAGCUGAUAAUCGGCUAUAUCUUGCGUUGCCUAUUCUGUUCUCGUGGUGGAUAGUGAUAAACGUGGUCGCCACUCUUGCACAUACCCGGGCUUGUCAUAUGGCCUUUAAGCUUGAGGAAAGUGAGGAGAAGAGGCCGCAGGAUCCGGAAGCUCCAUCCGUGCCUUCGGAGGACGAAUCCGAGACAAGCUCUCAGCGGCCGUUUACAUCGAAGGGCGAAGAUAGCGAUGGGCUGGAGCGAGAUAAGACAAUGGAAGAUCGUGCCAUGCAACAGAGGAGCGUAUAUGGGCCAUCGACUCUACCAGCCUUUUGA
Messenger RNA from Mytilinidion resinicola, 1341 nucleotides. RefSeq lists its product as uncharacterized. The coding region runs from base 1 to 1341 and encodes 446 amino acids. The record is from RefSeq and is a predicted model, not a curated record. Gene Ontology annotation, cellular component: membrane. Lineage: Eukaryota; Fungi; Ascomycota; Dothideomycetes; Mytilinidiales; Mytilinidiaceae. The transcript is spliced from 3 exons.